AUUCUCAUCUUACCAAUCUAUUUCUUUGUUAUAUGCUUUUGCAUUUGCCUAGUGAGGUUCCAGUAUUCAUGGAGUACUUGCCACAGAAGCUUUUCAUUGCAGCAUUUCUCAUCCUUUCAGCACCUAUUCAUGGAACGAAGGCAGAUACCAUGGUCACUGGCACUGUCUUCUGUGACCAAUGCAAAGAUGGGCAGAGAUCCCUUUUGGAUUAUCCUGUUAAUGGUGCAAAAGUAAGCUUGUCCUGUGCUGACAGCAAUGGGCAAAUCACAAUGUCAAGAGAGGAAACAACUAACAUGUUUGGAAGCUACAUAAUGAGGUUUGAUGGUGCACCAGACUUGGGUGGUUGUUCUGCCAUUGUAUCAGGCAGUGGGCAAGGUUCAAUGGAUUGUGGUGAAGGUGCUGGUCCUGCCCAAAAUCCUAGACUCAUGUUCAGGAUGUUUGACAUGGAGAUGUACACGGUGGAUCCUCUACUUGCUCAGCCAGCACAGCCUAUGCAAUUCUGCUCAAGAUCUUCCGAUUCCAACCCGGUGCCGCCGCCAGUCUCACCACCAAAGUCUCCCCCACAAUUCAACCUACCUCCAAUGCCCGGGCUUCCACCACUGCCACCAUUGCCUCCACUACCACCAUUGCCUCCACUACCACCAGUGAUUUUCGCAGAAGCUUCAGCAUGCUCAUCAGAGAAGUGGACAAUGCCAGAAUACAAAUGCUACUGGAGGGGUGUGAACCAGGACACUAAAGUUGCAGUAGCUUUUGGAAUGGUGGCAGCAAGGAGAUACGGAACAGACAUUACACUGUGGAAAGGGUUGCAAGGGAGAGGAGACCCUUACAGGACUCUUUUGAGAGAAGGGAUUACUGCACUUCUUAACUCUUAUAACACCCUCCAAUUCUCUUACCAUCCAAUUGGCGUAGUUGAACACAUGAAUGAGGCUUUGAUGGGUUCAACUAGGAGUGUCCUGCUCACUGCUCUGCGCUUCAAGAGGUCUAAUUCUGGUGCUGGAAAUGUCACCUGCAAAUUCACGCCUUGCAAAUAAUCUAUAGCCUUCUUAGCAUGUUUGGAAGAUGGUUAUUUUGGGGGUAAUAUUUAUUUUAAAAGCUGCCUUAUGAAUAUAUUGAUUAUAAACUUUGGACCCUAAAAUAAACUAAUCCAAACAAGCAACUAGAAUACUCAAUCUUGUUAUAUAGCUUUUGUCAUUAUCUUUACUGUAUAAAUGGCGAUUUGGGGUGCAUUGAAUGGUUUUGUAACUGAGCUGCAUUUCUUCGUUAUAAUAUAUAUGUACUGUUUUUUAAGAUAGUUCUUACUUGUUCCA
This is a messenger RNA of Lotus japonicus, 1307 nucleotides long. RefSeq lists its product as uncharacterized. Bases 33 to 1031 code for a protein of 332 amino acids. The record is from RefSeq and is a predicted model, not a curated record. The transcript is spliced from 3 exons. Lineage: Eukaryota; Viridiplantae; Streptophyta; Magnoliopsida; Fabales; Fabaceae.